Marmota monax (woodchuck) is the source of this 1528-nucleotide messenger RNA. It is a transcript of the gene Rims3, whose product is annotated as regulating synaptic membrane exocytosis 3. Gene Ontology annotation, molecular function: small GTPase binding; transmembrane transporter binding. The record is from RefSeq and is a predicted model, not a curated record. NCBI's taxonomy places the organism in Eukaryota, Metazoa, Chordata, Mammalia, Rodentia, Sciuridae. Gene Ontology annotation, cellular component: cytoskeleton of presynaptic active zone; presynaptic membrane. Gene Ontology annotation, biological process: regulation of synaptic plasticity; positive regulation of synaptic transmission; regulation of membrane potential. The transcript has 7 exons. The coding region runs from base 294 to 1220 and encodes 308 amino acids.
CGGUGGCGGGUGCUGAGCCGGCAGCGCAGGCGGGCGGAGCGGAGCUGCCUGGCCCGGUGGCGGGCGAUGCCCCCGUGAACCUCUCUCGUCGCCCCUCCCCGCCCCGCGUCCCUACCCUCUCAAAGUCCGCGCCCGCCAGGGGCCGGGCCGCGCCUACCGCCGGGUCCGCGGGGCGGGGUCCCGGGGAACACCUGCCCCGCCUUGCGGAGCUGCCACGGCCUGCGGAGCCCCUUGCCUGUCUGGACUCCGGCCCCACCUCGGGGGUUGCCUGAAGAUCUCCUGUGCUUGGGAUCAUGUUUAACGGGGAGCCAGGUCCAGCCUCGGCUGGAGCCUCCAGGAAUGUGGUGCGGAGCUCCAGUAUUAGUGGUGAAAUCUGUGGAUCCCAGCAACCUGGGGGUGGGACCGGGACCACCACUGCCAAGAAGCGGCGGAGCAGCCUUGGUGCCAAGAUGGUGGCCAUCGUGGGCCUGACCCAGUGGAGCAAGAGCACACUCCAGCUCCCCCAGCCAGAAGGGGCCACCAAGAAGCUGCGCAGCAACAUCCGACGGAGCACAGAGACCGGCAUUGCUGUGGAGAUGCGAAGUCGCGUCACACGCCAGGGCAGCCGGGAGUCCACUGAUGGGAGCACCAAUAGCAACAGCUCCGAUGGCACGUUCAUCUUCCCCACCACCCGGCUGGGAGCUGAAAGCCAGUUCAGUGACUUCCUGGAUGGGCUGGGACCAGCCCAAAUUGUGGGGCGACAGACGCUGGCAACACCCCCCAUGGGAGAUGUGCACAUUGCCAUCAUGGACCGGGGUGGCCAGCUGGAGGUGGAAGUGAUUGAGGCUCGAGGCCUGACCCCCAAACCAGGCUCCAAAUCUCUCCCAGCUACCUAUAUCAAGGCUUAUCUGCUUGAGAAUGGGGCCUGCUUGGCCAAGAAGAAGACAAAAGUGGCUAAGAAGACCUGUGAUCCCCUGUACCAGCAGGCUCUGCUUUUUGAUGAGGGGCCCCAGGGCAAGGUGCUGCAGGUGAUCGUCUGGGGAGACUAUGGCCGCAUGGAUCACAAGUGCUUCAUGGGUAUGGCCCAGAUCAUGCUGGAUGAACUGGACCUGAGCGCUGCGGUUACCGGCUGGUACAAACUCUUCCCCACCUCCUCCGUGGCAGAUUCCACACUCGGAUCCCUCACCAGGCGCCUGUCCCAGUCCUCCUUGGAGAGUGCCACCAGCCCUUCCUGCUCCUAAGAACCUUGCUCAGGACCAGAGGCUGGGUGGUGGUGUGAGAAGGGGGCCUGCUGGCCUCUACCUCCCCUGUACAUAGUCUCUGUGUCUUUCUGGACCCCUUGCCCUGCUGCAUGCCUGUUGGCUACUGGGCUUGUCCCAGCUGGCAGUGGAGGUGUGUGUGUGUGUGUGUGUGUGUGUGUGUGUCUAUUUGUGUGUAUGUAUGUGUGACUACUUUUUAUGUAUUCAUUUGUCUCGGUACAGUCAGUCCUGGUGACACAUGGGCUGGAAUCCAUGUCUCUUUGUAUCUUGUUGAAAAGAAACCCAAAGGA